UGAAGGCCAUCAUUUCGUCGACAUCCAUUCUUUUUGAAGUUGGCCUCAACAAGUCCUGCGUGCUAUCUUCAGUACCAUGUCCUUUUCGUACUCGCGAUCGCUGUAACCACCAUGAAAGGUUAUCUUUCAUGUGUAUUCACGUAUUCAAUCGGCAUCCUCCCUCGAACAGGUCUAAGAUGGUUAAUUAACCACCAAGUUUGAAUAUCCCAUGAGAAUGUUCGGUGCGAACUCUGGAGUGGCUUCUGAACAAGAAUAAGAAAAUAGAAACAGGGGGGACCCCUUCGGCUAUAUCAUUGGUGUAGGACAGGAAAGGGGUGGCUUGCCGCUUUUGUCGUAGGCGGAAAAGUAGCCGCAGGUGCAGGCGCGGUCAAUCCAUGAUCCAUCACGACACGAUACCUCCAAGUCCGUUCAGCCUCCUGCCCUGUACAAGACCCGACCCAACCCAACACCACACCACACUCCUUUGGCAAUUGAUUUUGUCUUCAGCUUCGAAUUCCUAAUACUUCAAUCCCAAACUUUCAUUCUUGGUCCUUUUUUCUUCACGCUACUUCUCUUGUCACCAUCAUGGCGCCAAUUACCAAGGACAAAUACUCCGUCAUCCUCCCGACGUAUAACGAGCGUCGCAACCUUCCAAUCAUCACCUGGUUGCUCAAUCGUACAUUCACAGAGCAGUAUGCUUUCUCCAUUGCGUCACGAGCAUCCCGAGGUCCAAACUAACAUUGCGCCGCCCAGAAAGCUCGACUGGGAACUCAUCAUCGUAGACGAUGGCUCACCAGAUGGAACCCAAGAAGUGGCCAACCAACUAGCCAAAGCCUACUCUCCCCACGUCCUCCUCAAAGCACGCGCUGGAAAGCUUGGUUUGGGAACCGCAUACGUACACGGUCUCCAGUUUGUGACUGGAAACUACGUUAUCAUCAUGGACGCCGAUUUCUCACAUCACCCCAAAUUCAUCUCGCAGAUGAUUGCGAAGCAGAAGACUCUCUCGACAAAUGGCGGGUAUGAUAUCGUGACUGGUACUAGAUAUUCUGGCGACGGAGGCGUCUACGGAUGGGACUUGAAGCGGAAAUUGGUCUCGAGGGGCGCAAAUCUGUUUGCGGAUACAGUAUUGCGACCGGGGGUCAGUGAUUUGACAGGCAGUUUCCGAUUGUAUAAAAGAGCGGUGUUGCAAAAGGUUAUCGAGAGUACGGAGAGUAAGGGAUAUACUUUCCAAAUGGAGAUGAUGGUACGAGCGAAGGCCAUGGGUUGCAGUGUGGCAGAAGUACCAAUCUCAUUUGUGGAUCGCGUUUAUGGUGAGAGCAAACUUGGUGGAGAUGAAAUCGUGGAAUACGCGAAGGGUGUUUUGACUUUGUUCAUGAAGGUUUGA
This is a messenger RNA of Hymenoscyphus albidus, 1363 nucleotides long. NCBI's taxonomy places the organism in Eukaryota, Fungi, Ascomycota, Leotiomycetes, Helotiales, Helotiaceae. The record is from the annotation of a GenBank genome assembly.